CACCACCACCACCUCCAGAGUGUUUACGUUGGGAGUUCAGGUCAGAGUCUGUCGCACCCUCGAGGACAGGGGAAGCCUCAGUGUGUAUCUGGCAGCCGUGUGACAAACCCGACAGGUCAAUGGUGUUUUCCUUCCACGUGUAUCGUAAGAGUGCCCCCAAUGGCAAGCUGUCGGUGUACGUGGGUCGGCGAGACUACACCGACCACCUCACUCAUGUCGACCCUAUCGACGGAAUGGUGUGGUUGGAGCGGGAUUACGUGAAGGAGCGGCGAGUGUUCGCUCAGGUGGUCAUGACGUACAGGUAUGGGCGGGAGGAGGACGAGGUGAUGGGCCUUACUUUCGCCCGGGACAUGGUGGUAGCCUCGGCUCAAGUCUAUCCACCGUCGCCACUCACCAAAUCCCCCAACAGUCUCCAGGAGCGUCUGCAGAAGAAGCUGGGAGUCAACUCUUUUCCCUUCCACCUGGAGAUGCCCCGCAGUGCCCCAGCUUCUGUUACCCUGCAGCAAGAUAAAGAGGAAACUGGUCGGCCCUGCGGCGUCCAAUGGGAACUCCGGAUCUUCGUAGGGGCCAACGCGGAGGACCAACCACAGCGGCGCUCCUGUGUACGUCUCCUAAUCAGGAGGUUCCAGUACGCCCCGGCCAAACAGGGACGCAAGCCCACCGCCUCGUGCACCAAGGAGUUUCUUCUGUCACCUGGCAAGCUGCACCUACAGGUUGCUCUUGACCGCCAGAUCUACUACCACGAGGAGGCGGUGAAGGUGGCGGUGACGGUUUCCAAUCAGUCCAACAAGCAGGUGAAGAAGGUGAAGGUGAGCGUGGUGCAGCUGGUGGAGGUGUCCCUGGGUCCCGCAGGCCACGUCAGGAACACCGUGGCCAGCAUCGAGUCCCAGGAUGGCUGCCCAGUGGUCCCCGGGGCUGGACUCACGCGCAGCUUCAGCCUCACCCCCACGCUGCGACUCAACCAGCAGAGGCGCGGCGUAGCAGUGGAUGGCAGACUGAAAUCGGAGGACACAAACCUGGCGUCCUCCACUCUGUUCACGAAUCCUGACCACCGAGACAAAUUUGGCAUCGUGGUGUCGUAUGUGGCUCGGGUGAAGCUCAGCAUGGGAACGCUGGGAGGCGAGUUGGCUGCCGAGGUGCCCUUCACGCUCAUGAACCCGCCGCUGGAGGAGACUGGGGGCGGGGAGGCUGCCGAGGCUCAGAGGGACGACACGGACAGGUCUACGCGACUCAUCAUUGAGGAGUGCCGCCGCCUGUCCCUCUCAGACCUCCUCGAGCCGCAGAAAUCCGAGGACUCCAUGGAUAAGGAAGACAAGGAGGAGAAGGAAGAGAAGGAGGAACAUAAGGAGGAUGUGGAUGAGGAUGACGUGUUCAAGACCCAGCAGCCAGUCCCACAGGUCGUGCCGCCGGUGGAGUGACGAGGAUGAGGGCGAGGAAGACGAGGAAAUGGUGGUGAUUCUUUUUUUUUUCCUUCUUUUUUUUUUUUUUUUUCUCAAGCGAUCCUGCCUAGUCUCAAAAUUACCGUCCUGGUAAGGGAGGUUCGUGGCAGGCAUGGACGAGGCUCGCUUGGAUCUAAUACUCUAGGUUACAGUAUUAAUAGGGUACUAGUACUGCUACAUCUGUUGUGUCACGCCCGCGGCUCUGUCUGUCUGUCUGUCUAUCCCACUGGAAAAGUACGUACGUGUAUGAGUAGGAAGACAAGAGACUUUUUUUCAGUAAUAUAAACUUGACUCUCUCUCUCUCUCUCUCUCUCUCUCUCUCUCUCUCUCUCUCUCUCUCUCUCUCUCUCUCUCUCUCUCACACACACACACACACACACACACACACACACGAGAAAAAAAAAUUUCAUUUCUCAAUUUUCCAUAUUCUGGCGAUCAAAUAGUGACUGUGAACUGCGAUCAAUAUGCAUUAUACUUAUCUACUAUACCAAAUGUAUUUGAAUAAAGAUAUUUAUGGACUAAAA
Scylla paramamosain (green mud crab) is the source of this 1963-nucleotide messenger RNA. RefSeq names its product arrestin homolog. NCBI's taxonomy places the organism in Eukaryota, Metazoa, Arthropoda, Malacostraca, Decapoda, Portunidae. Gene Ontology annotation, biological process: signal transduction; G protein-coupled receptor internalization. Bases 120 to 1418 code for a protein of 432 amino acids. The record is from RefSeq and is a predicted model, not a curated record. Gene Ontology annotation, molecular function: G protein-coupled receptor binding. The transcript has 10 exons. Gene Ontology annotation, cellular component: cytoplasm.